This is a messenger RNA of Gymnodraco acuticeps, 5211 nucleotides long. RefSeq names its product A disintegrin and metalloproteinase with thrombospondin motifs 5 (gene adamts5). Gene Ontology annotation, biological process: proteolysis; extracellular matrix organization. Bases 261 to 3077 code for a protein of 938 amino acids. Gene Ontology annotation, molecular function: zinc ion binding; metalloendopeptidase activity. The record is from RefSeq and is a predicted model, not a curated record. NCBI's taxonomy places the organism in Eukaryota, Metazoa, Chordata, Actinopteri, Perciformes, Bathydraconidae. The transcript has 8 exons.
UUUUUGUUCUCCAAGUUCAGCUCAGUGCUCUGCAGCCUGCAUACAGUUCCUCUCUGCUGCUCUCUUUCGUUGUUUGUUUUUUUGUUCCUCAAUGGUUUUGUUUGCUCGCCUCGGUUACUACUGUGUGUGUUUUCACUUGGGGAUUUGGACACCGUGAGGAUGCGUUUUUUUGUGGAGGAACAAACACUCAAAGUUGUCUCUUCGGACGAUCCGGGCUCUUGUUAGUGGAUACAUAGAUGUGUUUCGGGUUGGAAUGAACAAUGGUGCGGAUCCUUGGUGCUCUGGCCGAGGGCAUGCUCUGCUUUCGGCUACUGUUGCUGUGCGUCGUGGAUUUGGAGCUAGGAGCGGGUCUCUCUACUUUCCAGGGUUUCUAUCUUCCACCUGCGAACGGGUCUCUCCUCACACCUGCCCGGAGGACCGACGGGGUGGUGCGGACCAUUGACCGGAUUUACCACGGGGGUGGGAAGGUGGGCUACUUACUGUACCUGGACGGGAGUCGCUUCCAGCUGGACAUGGAGCGGGACGAGUCGGUGCUCUCGCAUCACUUCGGCACUCAGUCUGUGCUUUCUCUGAUGGGGGACGCUCCUCUGCAACGGGAGUGCGCGUACCGUGGGACGGUGGACUCCAACGCGGAGUCCCUGGCCGUCUUCAACCUCUGCGGUGGGGGGCUCGAGGGCUUCUUCGCUGUGGACCACGCGCGCUACACCAUCACGCCAAUCGUCAGGGCUCGAGGACACGAGCACGACGCACGCGCGCUACAGGACAAGGACGCGGAGAGCGCACUCCACGUUUUCACGCGCGAGAGUUUCAGCUUCGAGGCCAUGCGUGAGGGGCGCGAGAGCUGCGGGACACGCGACAGGGGGAGAGGACGCCGGGAUGCGACAAAGAGACGCCGGGACAGAGGGGUGAAGAAGGGGAGAGAGAGGCGCGCGCAGGAAAGCGCAGAUGACCAUGGCGCGCGGAGCAAGAGGUCGGUGUCUCGCGCCAGGCACGUGGAGCUGCUGCUGGUGGCCGACGACACCAUGACUCGAAAAUACGGGACGGACCUGAACCACUACCUGCUCACUCUGGCCUCCAUCGCAUCCAAGCUGUACGGGCACGCGAGCAUCGAGAACCCCAUCCGGCUGUCCGUGGUGAAGGUGCGCGUGCUCAGCGACAAGGAGAAGGGGCUCGAGGUGACCAAGAACGCUGCAGCGACCCUGAAGAGUUUCUGCAGGUGGCAGAACCAGCAGAACCCGCGAGACGACGACCACAAGGACCACUACGACGCCGCCAUCCUCUUCACCAGGCAGGACCUCUGUGGCCACCACUCCUGCGACACGCUGGGCAUGGCGGACGUCGGCACCAUCUGCUCCCCGGAGAGGAGCUGCGCCGUCAUCGAGGACGACGGGCUGCACGCUGCGUUCACUGUCGCGCAUGAGAUAGGUCACCUGCUCGGUUUGUCCCACGAUGACUCCAAGUUCUGCGAGGAGAAGUUCGGGGUGAACAGCGACAAGCGGCUCAUGUCCUCCAUCCUCACCUCCAUCGACGCCUCCAAGCCCUGGAGCCGCUGCACCUCGGCCACCAUCACAGACUUCUUUGACGAUGGCAACGCCGAGUGUCUCCUGGACUCCCCCCGCUCCCCCCUCCUGGGCCCCGAGGAGCUCCCGGGCCAGAGCUACGACGCCGUCCGCCAGUGCCGCCUGGCCUUCGGGCCGGAGUACACGGUGUGCCCGGGGAUGGACGUGUGCUCCCGCCUGUGGUGCGCCGUUAUCCGCCACGGACAGAUGGUGUGUCUGACCAAGAAGCUGCCGGCUGUGGAGGGGACGCCCUGCGGGAAGGGGCGCAUCUGCCUGCAGGGGAAGUGUGUGGACAAGACCCGCAAGAGACACUACUCGGCGUCCAACCACGGCAGCUGGAGCUCCUGGGGUCCUUGGGGUGGGUGCACCAGGACGUGCGGAGGCGGGGUGAAGUUCGCCCAGCGCCUGUGCAACAACCCGCCGCCGCGCAACAACGGGCGCUACUGCACGGGGAAGAGAGCCAUCUACCGGUCCUGCAACGUCACGCCAUGUCCGCCAGCCAAUAAGAACUUCCGGCAGGAGCAAUGUGAAGUGCGCAACGGUCCCCAGACGGAUCCUAAGGGGGUGAAGACGUUUGUUGAGUGGGUGCCGAAGUACGCCGGAGUCCUGCCCAAAGACGUGUGUAAGCUGACCUGCAGGGCCAAAGGAACAGGAUACUACGUGGUGUUCUCUCAGAGGGUGGUAGACGGGACCGAGUGUCGUCCCUACAGCAGCUCGGUGUGUGUGAAAGGGAAGUGUGUGCGGACGGGCUGCGACGGCAUCAUCGGCUCCAAGCUGCAGUUCGAUAAGUGUGGGAUAUGUGGGGGCGACAGCACGGGAUGUAUACGUGUGGUGGGCAACUUCACCAAGAAAAGUAAGGGCUACACGGACGUGGUGAAGAUCCCGGCAGGCUGCACCCACAUUAAGGUCCGUCAGCACAAGGCGAAGGACCAGACGCGCUACACCGCCUACCUGGCCCUGCGCCGGCCCAGCAACGAGUACCUCCUCAACGGCAAGUUCAUGAUCUCCACCUCCGAGACCAUCAUCCCCCUCAACGGUUCUGUGCUCAACUACAGUGGCUGGAGCCAGAGGGACGAGUGGCUCCACAGCAUGGGGCCCGGGGCCCUUCAGGAAUCUCUAGUGGUGCAGAUCCUAGCGACGGACGCUAAGAAGCCGCUGGAUGUUCGCUACAGCUUCUUCAUGCCACGGAGGAAUGCUCCACAGCCCCAACUCAGCCCCAAGUCCACCCCUACACAGAGCACCACCACCACCACCACCAGAAGCACCACUACCACCAGAAGCACCACUACAUCUUGCUCCACUCCCAAAAUCCUGGUCCCGACGGCUCCAGGCCCCUCUACCCCCCUCCCAGGGCCCCACUGGGUGACGGGGUCCUGGAUGAGCUGCUCUAGGACUUGUGACACUGGCUGGCAGAGCCGGACUGUGCAGUGUAAGGGCCAGGAGGGGAAGCUCUCCAAGGGCUGCACGUUGGGGGUCCGACCCUCCGCCUUCAAACACUGUCUGGUGAAGAAAUGCUGAGGCGGCAGGAGAGGGGGAACAAUUGGUAGGACGUUUAAAGGUCUGGAGUUCUUGGUGUCGGACUCCUUAAACAGGACUGUGAAUGUUGAGCGGCUCCACAGAGACUCUGGAUGUACCUGACUAAACGCCGGAGGAAUGUCCUGGAAUCGCAGUAGCUAUGCAGUAGAGACCGCCCGGACAGACUCAAAUUGCAUGUUUGCAACGGAUUGUCUUUACUUCGGCCUCCAGACCCUGGAGGCUCAGUGUGUGUUGCCCUGUAAUGGCAUGUCGUGUUUGUGUAUGGUAUUCCAUGUGUUCUGAUCACUGUGGGGAUUCGGAAGUCGCUUCCAUUUGUCCGUGAGAACGAUGGGGAUUGGAUUGAAAGAUAUCGUUAUUAGCUUGCCGUCAUUUCUGCCGAAUGUCCCGCGGUGGGUGUACUGCGUCGCAAAUUGCUCUAGUAACUGAAACGCUUGUCAAAUGUGUUACAGGUUGAAUGUUGAAAAGAUCACUCUCCAUCUUCUGAUCGACUACCAAUAUUCUUCCCGUAAAAUAUUAUUUAUGAGCCACUCAGUGACGGAAAUGUCCCAGUAACAGGAGUUAUACAAAUGAUGGUCCUGGAUAAGGGCUACCCGAUGCCCCGACUAUAAGCGCUCUGCGUCUUUAUUUGAACGAUCUGUCCAGCUGAAAAACGAGAGGCAGCACAAGAAGGGAACACUGGUUUCUCGUGUCCUAGAAUGAAUGGUGAAUUACGUCCUAUCCCAAAAUAUUUUUCUCAUCUCAAGUUCUUGCAGCGUAUACAAGAAAACUCUGUAAGAAAGCUUUUCCUAAAGACACAAGUCACCUGUGCAGCGUAUGGUGGCCUUCAGAGGACAAACUUUACAACAGUUAGGUUGACAUAGGGGCAAAGUAACCAUGACACUCCUUAACAUUUAUGGAGGUUUAAAAUGACUCACAGGCUUAGGGUAAUUAUUGAUGUGUGUGUAGAGCUUCAACAAACAAUUGUUUUCAUUAUCAAUUAAUCUGCCAAUUAUUUGAGAGGUUGAAAUGCCAUGGUUUGCGUCAUCCUUAUCAAAAUAGUUGGCUAUUAUGUUUCUGUCGACUGUUGCAGCUCUAGUGUGUGUUUGUGUGUGUGUGUGUCUCAUGUACCCAGGCCUGUGUUUAUGCACAUGUAGUAUGUAUCGACAACGUUUUGAAGCGUCUUCACUCUCGGUUCUGUCGGCAUCAGUCAUUAUGCCGGUGCUGGGAGCUUAACAACCCUCAGGUUUUAUUUUGGAGUUCAAUAUCUGUUCGUUUGUCUGUUUAGGAAGCAAUGCUUAUAUGACAAUGUGUGCCCUGGAUACUCGCAACGACAGCAAGGGAGAUGCUAACGCAGUGUCCUUUUUUGCAAUUCAACACUCAUUCUCUGUUUUACAUCAUGUUUUUGAAAAUGUUUUAAACUGUGUCCUGAUGGGUGGUGUUCGCCAUGUUACAACAAUUCAGAUCGUGCCACUGAUUUUGAAGAUACAAUUCUUCAAAUACUUCAGACAAUCCACAGAGCUCACUGUCAAAAAUGCUACAGAAAUAGUCCCAGUGCCGACAAGGGGACACUGAUUUGGGAUAGUCAUGUUGCUGUUGAUUAUAAGAAAUAGUUUGACAUAUCUGGAAAUACGCCUAUUCAUUUUCUUGCCAAGAAAUAGACAAUAAUAUUGAUACUACACAUGCCUCUCCUCUGAAUAUUAAGCUACAACAAGGAAACUGUUAGCAUAGCUUAGCCUACAGACGUGAAGCUAGGGAGACGACUAGCCUUGAUCUGUCCAAAUAAAACAAAUAUGGCUACAAACAUAUUUUAAUUAACACAUGUGUUUUUUGAACAGUACAUAGUGUAAUAACCUCACCCAUCUGGCACCUGUUCAGGAGAAAACCCAAAUUCAGAUUUAUUUACACAAUAUAGACAUUUUAUACAAUGAGUAGAUCUUUCAUAUAUCUCUAAGUAUUCAACCAUAUAUACACAGAAAUGUAUAAAAACAAACACAUUGGAACAAUCCAUCAGAUCAAUUUAUCUACUCUGACCCUUGCAGUGGGGAAACCCCUCUCGCUGAACGACAGAAACACAGCACUGAACUUGUAAUUUAUUGUUUGUACAACUGCUACGUGUGAAUAAAAGAAAACAACGAGA